Molecule: messenger RNA, 1155 nt
Organism: Xylona heveae TC161
Lineage: Eukaryota; Fungi; Ascomycota; Xylonomycetes; Xylonales; Xylonaceae
Exons: 4
Coding region: 1-1155 (384 amino acids)
Biological process (GO): positive regulation of TOR signaling; regulation of autophagy; cellular response to starvation
Cellular component (GO): nucleus; fungal-type vacuole membrane; Gtr1-Gtr2 GTPase complex
Molecular function (GO): GTP binding; GTPase activity
Source: RefSeq, a predicted model, not a curated record
AUGGCCUCAUCUUACCUGACUAUCCCAGCGAGGCGUCAUGGCGGUGGCAAAUCGUUUCGUGGACACGGGGGAGGGUAUCACAACGCAGCUUCGUUAACGCUUGAACGCUAUCUCCAGGAUCUUCCAAUCGCCGAGGUUCCCACGAGCCCUUUGCGGCCGCAAUUUCAUACCGGCCGUCUCCCGAAUAGUAAACUCAGCGAUGGAAAACCACGAUUACUGCUCAUGGGUCAGCGGAGGAGUGGGAAAUCGUCAAUAUCUAGCGUUGUAUUUCACAAGAUGCCACCUACGGAGACGUUGUUCCUAGAAUCUACCGCGAGGAUCCAAAAGGACUCUAUGCACUCCUUUAUGGAUUUUCAAGUUUGGGAUUUUCCCGGCCAACUCGACUUUUUCGACCCCGCCUUUGACGUGGACAACAUUUUCGGUGAAAUCGGUGCGCUCAUAUGGGUCAUUGACGCGCAGGACGACUACCUUGACGCGAUCAACAGACUAAACACCACCAUCUUACAUCUUCAACAGACGUACCCUUCGAUCAAUGUGGAGGUCUUUAUUCACAAAGUCGAUGGUCUCUCCGAGGAUUACAAAGCCGAUACUUUUCGGGACGUUAUCCAACGGAUUCAAGAUGAACUCUCAGAUGCUGGCUAUGAAAAUGCGCCUGUUAGCUUCUACCAGACGAGCAUCUACGAUCACUCUAUUUUUGAAGCAUUUAGCAAAGUUAUCCAAAAGCUAAUCCCCCAACUACCCACCCUUGAAUCUCUCCUCGACAGCUUAUGCAACAAUUGCCGGAUCGAAAAGGCCUUUCUCUUUGACGUGCUCAGCAAAAUUUACAUUGCCGCGGACACCACGCCAUCGGACAUUAGCAGCUAUGAAAUCUCAUCCGACUAUAUCGAUGUCAUUGUCGACGUGAGCGAGAUAUAUGGGUGGGAUAGACCUAGUAAAGCGGCGGAGAAUGAAGUCGAUGGCGAGGAUCAGAUUGAGAAUCCGGACGCCGAAAGCGUAAUUACGCUGCAGAACGAUAGUUAUUUAUAUUUGCGGGAGAUUAACAAAUAUCUCGCACUCAUCUGCCUUAUGCGUGAAGACUCACGAGGCAAAAAGGGUCUUAUCGAUUACAACGUUGGUGUCUUCCAAGACGCCCUGGCACAGGUGUUUACUCGAUGA